AGCUCGCGCCGUGGUCGAACGAAUUCGCGAUUCCGACCACCGCCGCGCUCAGGCGCCGGAGAGAUAGAGGGAGAGAGCCAUGUCGCGGUCCCUGAGCCUGAACAUGAGGUCGGCCUCGCGCCGCGACCUGCCGCCUCCCCAGAAGACAAUUGAAAGGCUUGAGAACAUGGUGGAAGGGGGAAAUUACUACGAAGCACAGCAGAUGUACAAGUCUACCAGUGCAAGAUACACUACUUGUCAAAGGUAUAAGGAAGGCUUGGACAUCCUUCAGUCAGGAGCUUCAAUCCAAUUGAAGCAUGGGCAGGUAACUUGCGGUGCUGAACUCGCUGUGCUGUUUGUGGAUACUCUUGUGAAAGGACAACUUCCUUAUAAUGAAGAAACAUCUGGUCGUAUCAGAAAGAUAUAUGAGGCGUUCCCCAGGAUACAUAUGCCCCAUUUCCUUGGAGAUGAUUAUGAUGAUGACGGGCAGAAAUUAUCCGAAGCUAUUUCUGCUGCGAAAGUGCGUGCUGAGGGUUGUUCAUCAUUUCUGAAAGCAGCUCUCAGGUGGUCUGUUGAGUUUGGGCCAUCAAGAAAUGGAUCUCCUGAGCUGCAUGUUAUGUUGGCUGAAUACAUUUAUUCCGAGUCUCCAGAAACGGACAUGACUAAGGUAUCAAGUCAUUUUGUGCGUGGAAAUGAUCCUAAAAAAUUUGCUUCUAUGCUGAUAAACUUUAUGGGCAAGUGCUACCCUGGUGAAGAUGAUACUGCAAUUGCACGUAGUGUUCUAAUGUACUUAUCACUAGGAAAUCUCAGAGACGCAAAUUUGCUCAUGGAUGCGAUGAACGAGCAACUAAAAUCUGCUGACUUAGAAUUUCCAAAAUCAGAUUUAAUCCAGUUUAUCAAGUAUCUUCUACAAACGCUUGAAAGAGAUGCUUACCCUCUUUUUAAAACACUUCGACAAAAGUACAAGACAAGUACAGAUCGAGACCCUGUAUUUGAGGAGGUGUUGGAUGAAAUAGCUGCAAAAUUUUAUGGCAUACGGCAACAGAACCCUCUGGAAGGACUAUUCGGUGACAUGUUCAAGAUGUAAUAUACGAGGGAAGAACUUGAUCAUUAUGCCCUUGCCUUCAAUGCAAUCAUUGGCUUCCAGCUAAAAAAAAAUGCAACCAUUAACCGAAAUAAUACAUUUGUCAUGACUGGGAGAUCAACAGUGGGCCACCCAGAAAUACACACCAGAAGCUCUCAGUCAACUGAGGCAGUACGUUUGACAUCAAACUGCAUGAAGAUACACCGCUGAUCUGUUGUAAAAUCAUUGUGUUAUUUUUGAUGUUUUUCUUUUCUUCCCUGAAAGGUUUUGAUGGUUUCAAGUUAUGUAACUGAAUUUUCAUUUUGAGAUUAUUUUUAAGAUGAUAUGGCAUUUUGUUCCCUUUA
Messenger RNA from Lolium rigidum, 1407 nucleotides. RefSeq names its product protein GET4. The coding region runs from base 80 to 1066 and encodes 328 amino acids. The transcript has 12 exons. Gene Ontology annotation, cellular component: cytosol. NCBI's taxonomy places the organism in Eukaryota, Viridiplantae, Streptophyta, Magnoliopsida, Poales, Poaceae. The record is from RefSeq and is a predicted model, not a curated record. Gene Ontology annotation, biological process: protein insertion into ER membrane. Gene Ontology annotation, molecular function: protein binding.